Messenger RNA from Peniophora sp. CBMAI 1063, 885 nucleotides. NCBI's taxonomy places the organism in Eukaryota, Fungi, Basidiomycota, Agaricomycetes, Russulales, Peniophoraceae. The record is from the annotation of a GenBank genome assembly.
AUGACGGUUUCAUGCCUCCCGCUGCGCUCGGUGACCGUUCUCGUCAAGCCCCGCGUGGCGAUGGCAGUUAGCACGGUGGUGUCCCCACCUUCCUCCGGCUUCGCUCCCGCCUCUGCUUGUCACCGGAAAGCUCGUCGUCGGCUUUCUCCGUAUGCACAAGAGCAACCGCUCCGGCGCAUACGUACGUGGCCAUCUACAUCUGCGGAUCCGAGGACCGCAACCGCGCUCUCGAGGGUGAUAUUGUUGCCGUACAACUCCUUGACGUCCACGAAGUCUGGGGCACAAAGGAGGAGGAGGAGAAGGAGUGCAAGAAAGAAGAAAUCACCGCGUACGAGGAACCUGCGCUCCGCCGGUCGCAAGAACGAUAAGAAAAAGGACGAUGCCGAGGUUAACGGCCAGGGUCUUAUACUUUUCGAGGAACAGGACCCAGUUUGCCGGUCACGUCGUUGUCGUUGGGCCAGCGGUGCAGUGGUACUCCGGGACUUCUUCGCCCAUCGUCCUGCAGCAAGCAAGAAGAAGCAGGAGGCUGGGCGCCACGAGCGCGAGCGCGACAAGGGCGACACGCCCGCCGCGCGAUCAAGCGCCCGAAGAUCGUCUGGUUCCAGCCCACGGAUAAGCCUGUACCAAACAUCGCCAUCGCUACCGAGCAGGCGCCGCCUGACUUCGUGCAAGACUCUGAGGCAUACGCCAUUCGUCGCGUCCAUCAAGCGUCACCCGAUCAACUUCCUACACCCCUUCGGUUCUCUAGUUGAGAAGCUCGGCCUCAUCGGCGACGUCGAGGUUGAGACCAGCGCGCUAUCCAAGGACUCCAACGAGGACUUUGCGAAUAGUGUCAUGGAAUGCGUGCCGCCGACGGUCGUGGCCUCUCUCAGAGCGCGACCUUGA